GUCAAGGGUCAGACAGCCGUCUUUCCGUUGGCCAUGGUGCAGCUCCGGCCACGUUCGUCGCGUAUUCCCGCGCCGGCAGAGGCGAUGGUAGACGAGGACCAGCCGACCUCGGAGGAGGUGGAGCACGGCCUGCUGCUUGCGCAGCCCAGCAGCGGCGCAGCCGCGGAGCCGCUGGACGAGGACGAGGACGAGGACGGAGACGACGAAGCCCCGGAGGAGCUGACUUUCGCUAGUGCCCAGGCGGAAGCGAGAGAGGAGGAACUGCGCGUGCGCGAGAGCGCUCGUAGGGAUAAAACGCUGCUGAAGGAAAAGAGGAAGCGGCGCGAGGAGCUAUUCAUCGAACAGAAGAAAAGAAAGUUGCUUCCAGAUGCUGUUUUAGAGCAGCUAACUACAGCUUCAGAGCCUGACAUAAAGAAAUCCUCAGAAAACAUAAAAGUUAAUUUGAAAAAGAAAAAUGAACACCAUGCAAAAGGAAGAAACUCCAAGAAAGUUAAAAUACAGACAGUGCAGUCUGUUGGUCAGACUAAAAGCUACUUGGCGGUAAGGCUAAAAGAUCAAGAGCUGAGAGAUUCAAGACAAGAAGCAGCCAAACACUUCAUCCACAAUUGUUUAUAUGGUUCAGAAUCCAAGAGGACUACUGCAAACAAGUUCCUGUCUCUGAACAAUAAGAGACUACCAGUGAAAAAGGCUGCAGCCCAGUUUCUGAACAGCACCUGGGGUGCUCAGAAGCAACAAGAUGCCAAGAGGUUUAAAAAACGGUGGAUGGCCAGAAAGAUGAAAAAGAAAACUUGUAAGUGAAUCGAAGUAAAGCUAAACGAAGAACCUGUACUUUGUGUGUAUAGAAUUUAAGGUUAUUUGGUGUAGAGGAUUUCUCAAAAUCUAGUCAUUUGUAAAAAGAUCAUUAUAAAAACUAUAAACCUUUUUGUUUGGGAAA
This is a messenger RNA of Acomys russatus (golden spiny mouse), 934 nucleotides long. It is a transcript of the gene Nol7, whose product is annotated as nucleolar protein 7. The transcript has 8 exons. The coding region runs from base 34 to 798 and encodes 254 amino acids. Gene Ontology annotation, molecular function: RNA binding. The record is from RefSeq and is a predicted model, not a curated record. Gene Ontology annotation, cellular component: nucleus. Lineage: Eukaryota; Metazoa; Chordata; Mammalia; Rodentia; Muridae.